UUCGUUUCCCAUCAAACCUUUUAUUCUCUCUCUAAAAUUACCAAGUCUCUCUCCCUCCAAAAACACUGCUCUCUCUCUCUCUUGAACAAAAUGACUUCCUCUCUCUAAAAGCACUAUUUCGCUCUAUCUCUGUCCUUUAUUUCUUCUCUCUUUUGUGAUUUAUCCCCUCUCUAAAAUAGAAUCCGACUUUCUCUCUCCAAGAACGUUGCUCCCUCUCUCUCUAUUUGUCUAUUUUUUUAGAUCUCCCUCUCCCCUCUCUCUCUCAUGGAAGUCGAGAUUUUCUCUCUCUAAAACAUAACUCUCACUUUUCGUUCUUUCUUUCUAUAGCUUUUGAUCUAUCCCUCUGUGAUUGAUUUCUCCGUCCCGGGCGAAUUCCUGCUUCUCCGGCUUUUUUUUCCGGCAAAAAUUUACGGAACAACGAUAAAACCGGUGGGUUUUAGUGGGAAGAAAAAGCGGAAAAUUCUUAUAAAAUUGCCGGUGUAGCUUUGAGAUCUAUAGGGAAACGGCAUGAAAACCUUUUCAGUUAUUCAGAGAAGCUUCUGUGAAUUUUUUCCGGCAAUUUUGGCUGGAUUACGGUAAAGAUCAGCCGGAUUAUUGUCUAGGAAGGCCUUUGUUGGAGAUCGACUUCAGAGCGCAUAAAGACCCUGUUUCUCGAAUUUGUUGGCUUAUCAGCGUGAGAAGUCCUUGAAAUAUCGCUUAAAAGGAUCUAGUUAAUUUGGACCUCAUGAAGGACCUUGAAAUUUAGAUUCAAGAGUCAAGAAAAGGUCAAAUCAAAGAAGGAAAAAAGGAAAAAUAAAAUAAAAAUUCAGACGAGUAAAGAGAUGGCGCCUGCAAGCAAAGCUGAUAGGAAGGCGGCUUUAGAUGUGGCUUCAUGGAUGUUCAAUGUUGUUACUUCAGUUGGAAUAAUUAUAGUCAAUAAGGCGUUAAUGGCAACUUAUGGCUUCAGCUUUGCUACAACAUUAACUGGUCUGCAUUUCGCAACAACGACACUUAUGACUCUGGUUCUUCGGUGGAUGGGCUAUAUCCAAUCCACUCACCUCCCUCUAUCAGAGCUGCUAAAAUUUGUUCUUUUUGCAAACUUCUCCAUUGUCGGAAUGAAUAUCAGCCUAAUGUGGAACUCCGUGGGGUUUUAUCAGAUUGCAAAGUUAAGUAUGAUACCAGUUUCUUGCUUGCUUGAAGUCUUCUUGGAUAAAAUUAGAUACUCAAGAGAUACCAAGCUAAGCAUAUUGGUUGUGCUUGUGGGCGUUGGAGUUUGUACUGUCACUGAUGUCAGUGUGAAUACCAAAGGAUUAAUUGCCGCAGUGAUUGCAGUUUGGAGCACUUCUCUGCAGCAAUAUUAUGUGCACUUCCUGCAACGAAAGUACUCAAUGGGCUCCUUCAACCUUUUGGGGCACACUGCUCCAGUUCAGGCUGCUACUCUACUGGUCUUAGGACCCUUUUUCGACUACUGGUUGACAAACAAGAGAGUUGACACCUUCAAUUUCAAUGUUGCAUCAGUGUUUUUCAUCAGUUUGUCAUGCACAAUCGCGGUUGGUACAAACCUAAGCCAAUUCAUUUGCAUCGGGAGGUUCACGGCUGUUUCAUUCCAAGUGCUCGGCCAUAUGAAAACCAUUCUUGUUCUCAUAUUGGGCUUCUUUAUCUUCGGGAAAGAGGGCCUCAAUCUCCAUGUGGUUCUCGGCAUGGUCUUAGCAGUAAUGGGAAUGAUAUGGUAUGGAAAUGCGUCAUCAAAGCCUGGAGGCAAAGAACGAAGGAGUUAUUCGCUCCCAACCUCACAAAAGCAUGGGUCUCUCUCUGAUUCUAGCGAGGCUGAUGACAAGAUCUAAUUUGGAGGUUCUCUCUCACGUUUUCGUGAUUUUUAUUGUUGAAGAAAAAGAAAAUCAAAAUUCUUUCCUCUUUUUUUUUUGGUUUUUUUGUGGGAGGCAUGAGAUCACGUCAGCUCUACACCAGUUUAGCUCUCUCUCUCUCUCUCUCUUCAAAUUUCUUGAGGGGGAGUGCAGAUUCAUGGAUUCAUAGUCCUGAAAUAGUGUCUCAGUUUAUUCGUGCUUCAUUCUUAAAGGUAAUUUAUUUUCCCCUUCUUGGUGCAUUUCUUGUGGAAAUGAGGGGGCUGGGGGGUACUAUCUGAUGAUCAUAGCAUAUAUUCUUGUAGACAUUGUUAUUAGCCUUGCAGUUUUCAUUAGAUGCAAGCUUUACUUUAUUUACCA
This is a messenger RNA of Amborella trichopoda, 2201 nucleotides long. RefSeq names its product UDP-rhamnose/UDP-galactose transporter 6. Lineage: Eukaryota; Viridiplantae; Streptophyta; Magnoliopsida; Amborellales; Amborellaceae. The record is from RefSeq and is a predicted model, not a curated record.